AUGCCUGGCGGUCUCCAUCCCCCCAUCGAGGUCACGGCGUCGUGGCCCAAAUCCAACUAUGCCAACCCAGAAAUGCGACCAAACACUAUCACUCUACUGGCCUACAUAGGCGGGCCUAUUACGAUACCCGUCAUUGCUUUGACAGUCUUGUAUCCUCUCUGUAGCAUGCAAACCUUUGAUCGACACAUCUGGGAUAUCGACUACCUGCGUGACCCUGAGAGAGUAGUCACUGCGCGCAAGAUUCUUCUGGCCAUAGAAUGCUUGUUCUGUGUCGCCUCCGGUCUCAUCAAGAUAUCAAUCCUCCUAUUCUACCGACGGCUUUCAGCGCGUGCGGUGUCGAGAGCUUUCGUCUAUACAACCUGGAUCUGCAUUGGUUUCAUCGUCGCAUACAGUAUCGCUCUUACACUCGCUCCCAUCCUCGGUUGCCAGCCAAUCUCGGCGUUUUGGGAUCAAGUCAACGUCUUGAAAGUAUUGGGAGGUUAUGAGUACCAGUGCUUUGACGAAGGUGCCGACGUAGUGGCUGCCAGCGUCAUCUCAGCUUCCCAGGACUUCAUUACAGCCAUCCUUCCCACCUUUCUCUACUGGAAUCUCAAGAUCCCUAUCAAACAAAAGCUGGCUCUGUUUGGUAUCUUUGCCAUUGGUUACGGUGUUGUCGCGCUGGGACUUUUGCGUGCGUACUACAGUUGGUAUACCUUUUACAACACGUACGAUAUCACUUGGUCAACGUGGAAUAUCCUACUUACCUCGAUGCUGGAGUUGCACAUUGGCUGUCUGUGUGCCAAUGCUCCCUCUUUCAAGGUAUUCUUCAAGCACUUCUUCCAGGAAAAGCUCGCAUCGCUUCCAAAGCCCAAGUCACCUUCGGGCUGCAAGGAACGCCAGGACAGCGGGCACGGCGGAUCGGCACGCGUCAAUACAACCGGCUUGUGGAGCAAACUGGCUUCAAAGUUCUCCAUCAGCAGUGGAUCACACAACUCCAGUGGAUACCUCGACUCGCAUACUGGCAUGUCAGUAGACAACCAGGGUGGCGUUCAUAUCCACAAGGAGAUACAGAUAACGCACUCUCCAAUGAGUACCUUGGAGUCUAUGGGAAACCGACACAUGUCGUCGCUCACCGCCGACAUCAUUUGCGACCGUGACUACGACGAUAUCGAACUCGGUCGCUACACUACCGGUCACAACUCUCGUACAUCCAGCAUGCGCACUACUCUGCUUGUCAAUGAGUGCGACGCGGAAAGACUCCCACCAUUGCCCCUAUCUCCUGCUUCGCCCAUGUCACCAACGUCACCCACACCAAGCGACUUUGCCAUACAUCAUGUCCCACAAAACAUGAUUGGCCAGGCAAUAUCCACAUUUCCCGUGGCCAGAGAUCAGAGUAGAUCCGAGAGGCGCCUGACGCCUUUCCCAGCCAUUGGCCCGGAGGGGGGAUUCAGCAAAAAGGAAGAUGGCCAUGUCAGCUCACGCACCGAGGUAUGUAUUUCGGCAAAAUCUCGGAGCUUUUCACCUGCCCAAGACACGCAGCAGCAAAAUCAUCACAGCAUCUUCCUUGCCAUCAAAACCGUCAUCCUGACCAUCUCCGUGGCCGUGCGAUGGUCUUUCGGAGCCUUUUCCGCGACGUUAUCCGUCACGAUACUUGUUCCAAAACAGGAAGGUGCAGCCACCAGCGACGCAAAAACUGCGCGAUGCCCCAACGCAGACACGGCCGAGAGCAUGUCUUUACACAUAAUCAACGCCCGCGCACCUAAGAACCUAAGACUCAGGAUCCAGAAACAAGGCACCCUCCAAGCCAACCCCACGCUCUCCCAAGCCAUAGUCGAUCUCGUAAACGACUGCUUCGCAUGGUCCAAAGACCAGGAAGCCGGAAAAUGGGAUAAUUCCAUACCGAGAUUCGAUAACGUGGAGGAGUUGUACAAUAUGCUAGGAGAAGAUGAGGCCAUGGGCGCUAUAGCUGUGAUGUUCGAGGAAUUGGGGGAGGAUGGGAUGGGCAGCGACAACGAUUCUACUGACAGCGGACAAACCACAUCCUCUUCCCCAACAUCCACUCUAUCAACGCACACACACAAGAAACCAGUCGCCUGCGCUGCAAACAUCCCCUGGCGCGGCGGCCACCUAAAAGAAGGCGCCGACAGCGAGACAGGCUGGGAGAUAAAAAUUGUCUGCGUACAUUCGUCCCCCGCCUACCAACGGCGUGGUCUUGCAGUGCGGCUCCUUGCAUUCCUAGAAGAUUAUCUUGUGGGGCUGGAGCGGGACGCGCUGAUGAGAGAAGGGGCUGGAGCGGGUGGGAGUGUAGAUCUUUGGAUCUUGGCAGCCGAGUGUCAGGCUGGGCCAUAUUGGAGGAGGAGGGGGUAUGCGGAUGUUAGGAGGAUGAUGGCGGGGCCGGGGGUGUGGAGUUGUAGGGAGGAGUUUGAGAUUGUGGUAUUGAGGAGGAGGUUGGAGUUUCAGAUGUAG
Messenger RNA from Pyrenophora tritici-repentis Pt-1C-BFP, 2445 nucleotides. The record is from RefSeq and is a predicted model, not a curated record. NCBI's taxonomy places the organism in Eukaryota, Fungi, Ascomycota, Dothideomycetes, Pleosporales, Pleosporaceae.